Annulohypoxylon truncatum is the source of this 1758-nucleotide messenger RNA. Its product is annotated as MFS general substrate transporter. The record is from RefSeq and is a predicted model, not a curated record. The transcript has 2 exons. Bases 1 to 1758 code for a protein of 585 amino acids. NCBI's taxonomy places the organism in Eukaryota, Fungi, Ascomycota, Sordariomycetes, Xylariales, Hypoxylaceae. Gene Ontology annotation, molecular function: transmembrane transporter activity. Gene Ontology annotation, biological process: transmembrane transport.
AUGAGCGUGACCUUGCCUCGCUGGCGCUUGGUCGUCGACCAGGCCGGCAUCACCCCCGAGGUAAAAAACUACAAGUACGACGGUUCCGGAACAGAGAGCGACCCGUAUCUGGUGAAAUGGAUCCCCGACGACCCUCGUAACCCGAUGAACUUCAGCGCGUUCACGCGCUGGUCCAUCACCAUCGUCGUCGCCGUCGCCACCCUCGCCGUCGCCCUCGUCUCCUCCGCCUACUCGGGCGGCGUCGCCGAGAUCAUCGCCGCCUUCCGCAUCAGCAGCGAGGUCGCCAUCCUGGGCGUCUCGCUCUUCGUCGUCGGCUUCGCCGUCGGCCCGCUCCUCUGGGCGCCGCUGUCGGAGCUCUUCGGCCGCCAGGUCCUCUUCUUCGUCACCUACGGCGCGCUCACCGCGUUCAACGCCGGCUGCGCCGGCGCCCGCAACGUCGAGACCCUGCUCGUCCUGCGCUUCUUCGCCGGCGCCUUCGGCUCCUCCCCCCUGACCAACGCCGGCGGCGUCAUCGCCGACAUGUUCCCCGCCUCCGAGCGCGGCCAGGCCAUGGCCGUCUUCGCCGCCGCCCCCUUCCUGGGCCCCGUCCUCGGGCCCAUCAUCGGCGGCUUCCUGGGUAUCGGCGCCGGGUGGCGCUGGGUCAUGGGCUUCCUGGCCGCCUUCUCGGGCGCCCUGUGGAUUGCGGGCGCUUUCCUCGUGCCUGAGACGUACGCGCCGGUGCUGCUGCGCCGACGCGCCGCCAAGCUGUCGCAGAUGACGGGGAAGCAUUACCUGAGCAUCAUCGACCGCGAUCAGGGACGUGUGUCUUUAAGCGAUUCGUUUAAGGUGGCUCUUUCGAGGCCUUGGAUCCUGCUCUUUAGAGAGCCUAUCGUUUUCCUUAUGUCGCUCUACAUGGCGAUUAUAUACGGAACCUUGUACAUGCUGUUCGCCGCCUUCCCUAUCGUAUACCAACAAAACCGAGGAUGGAGUGCUGGAAUAGGUGGCCUUGCUUUCUUAGGAAUCUUGGUCGGCAUGAUAUUCGCGAUCGCGUACACGUUUCCCGACAACAAGAGGUAUAUCAGGGUCCAGGAAGCGCACGGCGGUUUUGCCCCUCCGGAAGCUCGACUUGUGCCGACAUUGGUCGCGUCCGCGUUCCUGCCUAUCGGGCUUUUCUGGUUCGCGUGGACCAACUCUCCGUCGAUACAUUGGAUGGCUAGUAUCGCGGCCGGCGUUCCGUUCGGUUUCGGAAUGGUUCUCGUCUUCCUAAGCGUCAUGAAUUACCUUAUCGACUCCUACACCAUUUUCGCCGCCUCCGUCCUCGCCGCCAACUCCGUCCUCCGUUCGCUAUUCGGUGCCGCUUUCCCCUUGUUCACGAGUUACAUGUACGCCAACCUCGGCAUCCACUGGGCGUCGUCGAUACCCGCGUUCCUAGCGCUCGCCUGCGUUCCGUUCCCCUUCCUCUUCUACAAGUUCGGCCCGGCCAUCCGCAAGAACUGCAAAUACGCGGCCAAGUCGGCCGCCUUCAUGGAGAAGCUGCAAGACGCGCAGGCCAGCUCCGGGCGCGAAGAUUCCGAAGAACAAGAAGAGAAGACGGAAGAAAGAACGGCAAGUACCGGGGAGUCUGAGGCCGGGAUACAGACGGAAUCCAUCAGGGUACGCAGACGCACGAAUUCGUGGGCCACCAGCGGCCAUCACAGUCUCGCCCAGACGAGAAGUAAUACUUACGAGGGCAACCCGUACGAUAUCGACAGAGUUAACACAAGGGAAUCUUUCGCUUGA